AAGGGGUUCUGCCUUUGUGAGGAAGCAAACUCUGAGACGUCUUAGGACAUCCAAGUGACCUCUUGGUAUUCAGUGACUAAUUAGUAAUUAAUUGAUCAAGAUAUCAUCAAGGAAACUGUGCCUAUAGUUUGCUAGUCAGGUAUACCACCAAUAGUCAUAAGAGUCAUAAGCAAUAUAUAGAUAGCAAUAGUCAUUACGAUAGUCAACCAUACGUUUACAACCCAAUGUGAUCCCCUCCCAACAAACCACUUGCAGUUGGUUUUUGCAAUUGGGCAGUGGGUCAAAACCCGGAGCUCUCUUUCCUCUGGUAGGUUGACCAUGUCUAGUAGUUUGUUCUGUUCAUCUUCUGUGGGAAAAACCAUGAUCCUGUUGUUCCGACCCACUGCCAUGUCUCACCAUCACUCAGGUUUGGCUUCCCUGUGCCCAGCGUGCCGGCAGCGCCCCGGGAACAGCGGCCCUUCGUAGUCUAUGAGCAAAGCAUGGUGUCAGGAUUGAUGGUGAAGCGACAAUAUGAUCAGACUGAGACCAGCUACAGCACUGUAGCCACGCGAUCAGAUCCUCAUCACUACCCCAACUACAUCGAUGUCAAGGACGCCGAUCAUUACAAGGACCCCCGACCUCGCGGCACCGGAGGUUGGAAGCUGACCUAGCGGGACGAGCGGGAGGUUUGGGGUGUUCGUGGGACGAGCAGUCCGCGGCCUUCGGAUGCGAAGCCGUGAAGCUCAGAAAGAGGGGAUGACGAUCCUGUUGGUUUUUGGGGGAUUCAGCGUGAUGGAUUUGUGCAUGGAUUUGUGAUUUGUGGUUUACGCCCUAAAAAGAGCGGAGAAUUCCAUGGCACCUCGCGCUAUAGGGUGAACAUGGGUUCACUGUUCAUCAGCUUCAAAACUUCUUACUCGUGCAUCCAAUGAGUCUACGCAGCUGCGUUUUCGAAGCUCCAAAGUUGAUUGCUUCGAUCCUCUUGGUGCGCCAUGUCGCUCUGUUGUGUCAAAGAAGAUGCUGAAUCGGGCAGCUCGAGUUGCUCCAGCCACAGCAGCGACGACGAGAAGCCAAAGAAGCUCUCCGCUCAGGAACGCGUGGCUGCCAAGCAUGUCCUGGACAAGCGUCUGGCGCCUCUGAAUUAUCUCUUUACGAAUCACGCCAUUCACAAGUUCUUCCGGAAGUAUGCUGGUGCUCACACGGAGGACGGCCGCAAGGCCAUCACACCGGAAGAGGCCAAGCGCAUGGCACCAGCCUUGGCGGAUUACCUGCAGGUUCCCCAGGUGCUGUUCCGACAAGUGGAUGUGCUCUGUCAACGUUUUGACUUUGAUGGCGCUGGAGUUCUGGACAAGACGCAAUGUACGAUGAUGUUUCGCAACAACUUACGCC
Durusdinium trenchii is the source of this 1365-nucleotide messenger RNA. NCBI's taxonomy places the organism in Eukaryota, Dinophyceae, Suessiales, Symbiodiniaceae. The record is from the annotation of a GenBank genome assembly.